UAAGCCAAGCAGCAGAAGGGUGCGAGCAGAAAGGAGACCAGGGGAGGUCUAAUGGCACCCUCCCAGAUUACCCUGCGCUUAUUUUAAAUGCGUCGACUGACUGACGCACACUUCGGUCGCCGGGCUUUCUCGGAGGAAGAUCGAGAUAAACGGGUUGUCACUCCCGUUGCAUGAGAUGUGCCAAACUUUUUCCGGGCCUGCACUUUUAAGUGGCUUUCAAUGCUGACCCACCAAUGUAAAGAUGGACUGCGCAUGUUUGAGACAAACAGGCUCUUGAUGCACAUCCAAAGGAACAAUCCAGCCAAAAGACCGACCAAGCCACAGCAGAUAAAGGACUCCCAUCGCUCGUACCGCUGAUAUGAUGCUCUGCUACACAUUUGUGUACCACUUGCUCUCUUUGGCAGCACUUGCAGUAAUUGUGGGCUGCGGAGGAGGCGAGCAGAGGAGAGGGACCGACAGAGGGGCUGACAGAGGGGCAGACAGAGGGACCGACAGCAGCACCGGCAGCACCGGCAGCACCGCAGGUGGCGGCGGCAGCACCGGAGGAAGCGGCGGCAGACGUCUACACAAGAUCCAGCAUGGCCAGUGCACCUACACCUUCAUCCUACCCGAAGGAGGAGCGGCGGGCGAAGGUUCCUGCAAGGAGGCGAAGGCCGGGGGCCCUCAGUACAACACCAACUCCCUCCAGAGAGACUCGCCGCCACCUGAACCGGACUUUUCCAAUCAGAAGAUCCAGCAACUGGAGCACAUUAUGGAGAAUUACACCCAGUGGCUGCAGAAGAUUGAGAAUUACAUCAAAGAAAGCAUGAAAACAGAGAUGGUUCAACUGCAACAGAGCGCUGUCCACAACCACACGGCAGCCAUGUUGGAAAUGGGCACCAACCUUCUCUCUCAAACCGCGGAACAGACACGGAAGCUGACUGAUGUCGAGACCCAAGUUUUGAAUCAGACAUCAAGGCUUGAGAUUCAGCUUCUGGAAAAUUCUCUGUCCACUAACAAGUUGGAGAAGGAGUUAAUGGUGCAGACCAAUGAGAUCAGCAAGCUCCAUGACAAGAACAGCCUCCUGGAGCAGAAAAUGUUAGAAAUGGAGAUGAAGCACCAAGAAGCGUUGGAGACGCUAAAGCAGGAGAAAGGGAGCCUCCAGGUUCUGGUCGGGAGGCAGAGCGGGGUUAUCAAGGAGCUGGAGACGCAGCUGAGCAGCACCACAGGAAACAGCACUGCCCUGCAAAGGCAGCAGCAGGAGAUGAUGGAUACUGUCCACAACCUACUCAACCUUUGCUCCAAAGAUGGAGUUCCAAAGCCGUUGGACGAAGAGAAGAAGUUCCGCGACUGUGCCGACCUUUACCAGGCAGGCUUUCAUAAGAACGGAGUCUACAACAUCCAGAUCAACCAGCAAGAAAACAAACGGGUGUAUUGCAACAUGGAAACAGCUGGCGGCGGAUGGACGGUGAUACAGCGUAGAGAGGAUGGCAGUGUGGACUUCCAGAGGACGUGGAAGGAAUACAAAAUGGGUUUUGGGAGCACAUCUGCAGAGCACUGGCUGGGGAACGAGUACGUCUACCAGUUGACCAGCCAAAGGCAGUAUGUCCUUCGCGUGGAGCUGACAGACUGGGACGGACACCAGGCCUUCUCGCUGUAUGAUCGCUUUCAAAUUGGCAGUGAGAAACAGAACUACAGGCUGUUCCUGAAAAGCCACAGCGGGACGGCAGGCAGACAGAGCAGCCUGGUGAUCCACGGGGCGGACUUCAGCACCAAGGACAUGGACAACGAUAACUGCAUGUGCAAGUGCGCUCUCAUGCUCACUGGUGGUUGGUGGUUUGACGCCUGUGGCCCAUCCAACCUUAACGGCAUGUACUUCACGCAAGGACAACACGUGGGGAAGUUAAACGGCAUCAAGUGGCACUACUUUAAAGGCCCCAGCUACUCGCUACGAGCCACAGGCAUGAUGAUCCGCCCGUUGGACUUCUCCUCCUAGCCGUUAAAACCGCGGCUACGUAGCGCAUUAGUGGGACGCUUCCAGUUUUGUCCUCAUCUCAUUUCACCGGCCGUGCGUCGUAACCUUUUUUUUUUUCCCCCUCCUCGCUGGAACUGCAGUAAGAGCCGUGGGGAAGGAAAACAAAGUGAGGCGUGAUUUAUGCACCCCAUCACAAUAGCACACUUGCAAUUAUUUAAGGUACAAAAAUAGGUCAUGUGUGUUUAUCCCACACUGGGAAAUUUGAAUAACAAGAAAUGUGGGGAUUGUUCUUUUUAGGACGGUCGGAAUAGUGCAGAGCAGAGACGACUCACAAACUGCAGGACAGAACGGAUCUCUUAUGCUCUGAGGACACAACUUGUCUUUGGAAAUGUUAUAAUUAUACUUUGUGUUUUUUAGGUAUUCAUCUCGUACGGCAACUGUAUACAUUAGCCACCAUCACGUGAAUGUCUUUAUUACGUUACAGUGCAUUCUACAUUUCUACGUGCGUUAGGGUUGACUUUAAAAAGGCGGACUUCAUGUGUAAAUACGAAUUAUGAUGGCAGUUAGUUAUGUAGUAGUAAUCAUUUUCCGAGUAGACAUAUUUAGCGUUUAAAGUACCACUGAUAGUCACACACACAUUAGGUGUGGUGAAAUUACUCUCUGCAUUCGACCCAUCCCCUUGUUCCACCUCCUGGGAGGUGAGGGGAGCAGUGAGCAGCAGCGGUGUCCGCGCUCGGGAAUCAUUUUGGUUUUUUAACCCCCAAUUCCAACCCUUGAUGCCGAGUGCCAAGCAGGGAGGUAAUGGGUCCCAUUUUUAUAGUCUUUGGUAUGACUCGGCCGGGGUUCGAACUCACGGGCGGACGCUGAGCAGUGCCAUCCAAUUGAUAGAUUCUUUGAAGGAGGGCCACAAUGUAAAGAAAAACAAGAGUUAAGAUGUUAUGUUACGACUUGAAAAAAGGGGUCUCAAACUCAACUAACCGUUGGCAAGGUAGACUCUGGGCAAUGCUAGGCCACAUAAAGAUCUCACCCCGGAAUCAGACUUCAACCUUGUGACUAAUUUGUCAACAAGUAUAAGUACAUGCAGAAUGCCAUUCACCAUCGUAGAACUAUAAGUGCUUUUAUCAAGAUGGUAACCAGGGGCCGUAUUUAUCAAGCGUCUUAGAGUGCCAUUUUACACUUAAGUCCUGAGAAUUUGCGAAAUUUAGUCAUACUCUCAAACUUAAGAAUAAAAGCUAUUCAUCAACUUUCUUAAGUCUAAGAAUCACUCCUACUCUCCACGAUAUUUAAGAGACCUUCAGAGGCGUCCUAAGUGGUUAGGAGUUGCCAGCGGGCGAUGGCACUGAGGCGAGAGAGACGUGCGCGAAAGUUCAGGGAGCGGAAGGAUGUCCUGGCUUUGCUUGAUGACGAGCAGCUGAUCAAACGGUAUGGUUUAGACAGAGCGGGUAUUAUUUUUGUCACAGAUUUAAUAAGGGGCGUCAUCUCUUCUGCAUGUGGCUGCAGUGGGCUAGUAUAUAUAGAGCCACCCACACCAGUUUCAAAUUAGUUGCCUAAGUAAUGAAUUGGAAAGAAAAGGAAACAUUUAUUUUUGACUCAUUGCCAAUAUUGUUUGUUUGUUUUGUAUUAUUUUGUAGUUUAUUGACAAAAUAUACACUCCCAUUGUCCACUUAGAUAUUUCUAAGAUAUUUCUUUAUUCUUAGACAAGGGAUUCCCUUCCGUGAUUGGUCAUUUCUAUGGACACAGAAAUGACGUCACCUAAAAUUCUGUUGUACGGCACAUAGUAAUGUCGUAACUCAGCUCUGAGUGUGACACUUAAGAUUCAGUCCUACACUUCGCUGAAAGUGUGAGUAAGACGCUUGAUAACUAACUUUUAAGUGCAGCUUUCAGCGAAUAAUUUCUUUACUCACAAGUCAACUCUUAGCAGACUUCUUAGGAGUAAUUCUAAGAAGCUUGAUAAAUACGGCCCCAGGUUUGCAAAUGUAACAGAUAUGUUCAUUUGUCCCAUGUCAGCAUAAGGUCAACUCUGAGAUCUUCUAUUGUUCAUCAAUGCUGCUGGAGUUUGGAUAUUAAUCAAGUCAAUUUAGUCUUGCAGCAAAUUGUUCACAUCAGAAUCAGAUAUACUUUAUUAAUCCCUGAGGGGAAAUUAAGAUUUUCAGCACAAUCCCAUUCAAGAUCAGACAAACAUAACAGGGAGACAGAACGGGAUCGCUGACGGGUCUGCCAACUUCUGGUGCCCCUUACAAAAAAGGUGAAAAACCGGUAAACGCUAAGGGUGGUGAGAAGAAGAAAAAAAUCAGUCUAAGCCUGGGUCCUUGGAGAGGGGGGUCCAGACUGAGGCCAAGGGAAAAAACAACUCAUAGCCAUAGCACACAUAAGCAUGUGUGUAAGAGGGAAGCAUCAAAGAACACAAAGGACGUUAAAGACAUUAAAAGAGUUGAUGCAACCAGCUAUUUCAACAAACAGCUACAAAACUAAAAACAACAACAAAUACACUGUGGUGGCCUCUGCGGUGUUCCAAGCCAUCGUCUGUUGGGGUUGGGGGG
This is a messenger RNA of Entelurus aequoreus (snake pipefish), 4494 nucleotides long. RefSeq names its product angiopoietin 1 (gene angpt1). The record is from RefSeq and is a predicted model, not a curated record. The transcript has 9 exons. Lineage: Eukaryota; Metazoa; Chordata; Actinopteri; Syngnathiformes; Syngnathidae. Gene Ontology annotation, biological process: angiogenesis; Tie signaling pathway. Gene Ontology annotation, molecular function: receptor tyrosine kinase binding. Bases 359 to 1975 code for a protein of 538 amino acids.